This is a messenger RNA of Postia placenta MAD-698-R-SB12, 195 nucleotides long. RefSeq lists its product as hypothetical. The record is from RefSeq and is a predicted model, not a curated record. Gene Ontology annotation, biological process: positive regulation of telomerase RNA localization to Cajal body; rRNA pseudouridine synthesis; snRNA pseudouridine synthesis. The transcript has 3 exons. Gene Ontology annotation, cellular component: box H/ACA telomerase RNP complex; box H/ACA snoRNP complex. Bases 1 to 195 code for a protein of 64 amino acids. Gene Ontology annotation, molecular function: telomerase RNA binding; box H/ACA snoRNA binding. Lineage: Eukaryota; Fungi; Basidiomycota; Agaricomycetes; Polyporales; Adustoporiaceae.
AUGCAUCUCAUGUACACGCUCGAUGAGAACGGCAGCAGAGUGUAUACUCUGAAGAAACUCACGGACUCGGGCAAGAUUACCAAGUCUGCUCACCCAGCCCGUUUCUCGCCUGAUGACAAGUUCUCGCGGCACCGAGUGACGAUCAAAAAGCGCUAUGGCAUCCUCCUGACGCAGCUCCCGGCCAAGCCGAUGUAA